AAACACAUUCUCGUGAAUAGCGGAUUCGUUUCUCGUCGUCGACGAACAAGCAUUCCACACUCCGUCCGACGCCGUCUGUCAGUCCUGCGUGGUUGUUGUCUGGCAAGCAGUAAAGGAUGUUCGAAUCCCAGAGCCUUUUCUACUGCCAAAAUCGGGUGAAAAAAUUUACACUUAUUGGUGACAUCUGUAAAGUUCAAAAACCUGUCCCAAAACCUAAGUAGAGUUUGUUCUGUAGACUUCUCAACAUCUCGUUCGUCCAAAACAGCUCCGACUCACAUGGUUUAGCCCCAGAAUAGUGAAGAAGGGAGCUUGGUCUGCUGCUGCGUUUUGGGUGAAUUUGGAAGCUUUGAUGCUUCAACCAUCUUGGUAAAGUUCUUAUCCUCCUCUUUCAUUUUCCCUCUCAAUUUUCCAACGUUAGAUUCAGCAUUGAAGGAAAUCUCCCUCUCUAUUUGCUAUCUUGAUAGUGAGGAUUUGAUGUCGACUUGUCUAAUCCUAUGCUACGAAGAAUAGGUUCCUUUUCUUGGUUACCUGUUCUUCUUCUGCAAGACAUUGGUGUCACUGCUCGUUCCAGAACUCCUCUUGUCAUCCUAUCACGUUCCUUUCCUUGUGUUGUCAUCUCCUCUUGUUCUCCAACCUUCUGCACCACAAUUGGCACAGCAGAAAUCGACCCCCAUUUCUUAAAUUUUAUGAGAAAUAAAUGCAGGUUUGGAAGAUUGAAAAGUGUUGAUGAUGCCAUAAGAUUUUUUCAUAUGAUGGUUAAGAUGAAGCCUUUGCCAUCCGUGUUGGACUUCACAUUAUUGUUGGGGGUGAUUGUGAAGAUGAAGCAUUAUACAACAGUGAUUUCAUUUAUUAAAGAAAUGUCUUCCUUAGGUAUAAAAUCUGAUAUAUAUACUCUUAAUAUUGUGAUAAAUUGUCUAUGCCAUUUAAAGCGUGCAGAUUAUGGGUUCUCAGUUUUGGGUACAAUGUUCAAAGUUGGAUUGGAGCCUACUGUAGUGACUUUUACCACUCUUAUUAAUGGAUUUUGUAUAGAAGGAAACUUGCUUCAAGCAAUAAGAUUGCUUGAACAUACAGAAAAGGUGGGGUAUGAAUCUGACAUUCACACCUUUGGGGUGAUAAUAAAUGGUUUGUGCAAUAUUGGUGACACAUCUGGUGCAAUUAAGUGCCUAAGGAAGUUGGAGAAAAGAAUUUGGAAACCAAAUGUUGUAGUUUAUAGCAUGAUUAUGAAUAGUUUGUGCAAGGAUGGAUUGGUAUCUGAGGCUUUAAGCUUGUGUUCAGAAAUGACUAGCAAAGGUAUUCAGCCUAAUGUUGUCACUUACACUUGCUUAAUUCGAGGUCUAUGUAAUUCUGGUAGAUGGAAGGAAGCUAGUGCCAUACUGAAUGAGAUGAGGCAAAGGGGGAUCGUGCCAGAUGUUAAAACUUUUAACGUUUUAGCAGAUGCCUUUAGCAAGGAGGGAAUGAUUAUGGCUGCUAAAAGCAUAAUGGGUUUUAUGAUUCAGAUGGGGGAGGAGCCUGAUGUUUUCACUUAUAACUCAUUGAUUGAUGGAUAUUGUUUGCAAAAUCAAAUGAUUGAGGCCACAAAAAUAUUUCAUUUAAUGGUUAACCAGGGCUGUUUACCAGAUAUUGUAAGUUAUAGUUCAUUGAUCCAUGGAUGGUGUAAAGUAAGAAACAUUGAUAAUGCGAUGCAUCUCUUGGAUGAAAUGAUUAGUAAGGGAUUUAUUCCUGAUGUUGUUACAUGGACUACUCUUAUAGGUGGGUUAUGCCAAGUAGGCCGACCACUUGCUGCCAAAGAACUGUUUUUUAAUAUGCACAAAUAUGGCCAAGUUCCCAAUCUCCAGACUUGUGCCAUAAUAUUGGAUGGACUUUGCAAAUGCCAACUUCAUUCUGAGGCAAUAUCAUUAUUUUCUGUAAUGGAAAAGAGUAAUAUGGAUCUUAAUAUUGUGAUCCACUGUAUUUUGCUUGAUGCAAUGUGCAGUUCUCGAAAGCUCAAUGCUGCACGGGAACUGUUUUCUAGUAUGCCUGCUAAAGGGUUGCAAAUGAAUGUUUAUGCUUAUACCAUAAUGAUUAAAGGUUUCUGUAAAGAAGGACUUUUGGAUGAGGCUGAAAACUUAUUGACAAAUAUGGAAGAGAAUGGUUGCGUGCCUAAUAGUUGCACUUACAACGUAUUUGUUCAAGGACUGCUUCUAAAAAAGGAGACUUCAAUGACAAUGAAAUACCUUAAAAUAAUGAAAGAGAAAGGUCUUGUUGCAGAUGCUGCCACUGCUGAAAUGCUAGUCAAUCACAUAUCCUCUAAUCAAGAAGACAUAGCAUUCUGAUAUUUUUUUUAAUACAAGAAAACUAAUGCAUUUUCUUGCAUGGAUUUAAGAAAGCAUACACGACUUUCAGAAAUCUGAAGGUAUUUCUAUUUUAAUGAUAUGUCUUCUCCAUGUGAAAUAGUAGCUUUGUAUGUAACUGCUAUAUGACUUAAUAAAAAUCCAAGAGAAACUGAAUGACUGUCUCUUUAACAAGACAUUCUUUUGAAGAAUAUACAUUACCUGCUUUCACUUCCUUUAGAUUAUCAAGCGUACAGGUAAAGUCUUUUCCAGCAAGUUGUAUCAAUAUUUGUGCACUAUAUAGAAGUUUAUAAAUUGCAUUUAUGAUGCCUUUUGAAAAAUAAAAACAUAGUUUUUUUUUUUUUAAUAAUUUCAUUGACAUGUGGUGAAUUCCGUUUGGACAAUUUCUGUGGUAUUUCGCCUUAAAGAGCACCAGUCCAAGGAGGAUUGAGGACCCUUCUGUUCGAUAUUCUUCUUAAAGGGUACUAGUUGGUCCACAUGCAGAGUAGAAGACCCUGCUUUUCUUCCUAUUAUGCAAGUUUCUAAUUUCCUUUUACCAAAUGUCAAGGAUCUACUAUUCUUCAUGAUCAACUUAUUAUGAAUUUUGUGCUUUGACUGUUUCAUGUUUUUACAACUUGAACAUGUUUUGCUGAUGUCAUUUAGCUUCAUGUGCACCAAUGAUGGUUUUCAUUGUGGCUUCAAACUAAGUAAAAACCAUGUAUGGGAUUUUAAAUUGAUUUUGCACUUAAUUCACUGAACUUCAUGCCACUUUGGAAGUUUUUGUUCUUCCAAAUGACUUGAUAAGUUUUUGGUGAAUAUCUUUUUGAAGGUCAGUCUAAUUUACUACAAGCUGCAUUUUAACAUGUACUCAAUGUGAUUGUAUUUGAAAAUGUUUCUCAUUUAUUUUUAUAGAAAAUUACAGUUACAAUGAUUUCAUUCUUUUAUUCAUGCUGACCCUUUUUUUAAUAGUAAUAUUUUCUCCUGCAAAGAAGUGGCUCUUAUAUCUGAAAUGCUAGAAUGCUAAAUAUUGAAGGUUAUUGGAUCAUUCAACAUCUAGAGUUCAAAAUUAUUUAAUCUGGAGCUUAUGAAUUUUGAUACAACCCUCCCCAAAAUGUUAAUGAAACUACAGAGAAAUGAAUCCAAAGUAGGCACUAAAUGGCAAAAUACUGAGUUUUUGCUAUUAAUGCUUGGAUAUCCGAAUCAGUAUUACAAAAGGACAGACUGAUUUUGGCCAAAACCCUAUUCCCAUACACAAGUACAAUGAAAAAUAAAAGACAGAACAGAACAAAGUAAGGUCCCUCACUGUAUUUGAGAGACCAACAAUCUCCUCACAACUUUCGAACCUCACAAAACAAUGACUGAGAGCACCCAAAACCAGAUACAAUGUACUAGUAGCAGCCAAAAAGUGAACCACGUGUUUAGCCUGAGAUUAAAGCCACUCUACAGUAUCAUUGCCAAUCCCUGAUAGCCUGGACCCUUAGGAUAAUGACCUGAACCUGUCACUUCUUUCUGCUCUAACCCUUGUUUCUCUUUUACUUUCCUUUUAUAUGUUUGAGUAAAACCAGCAGCUAAAUCAAAUUUCUUCCACCUGGUUCAAAGGGCAUAAUGAAAGUCAGGGGCACACAACUGAUGAAAGGAUACUACAAGAAGCUGUUGGUGUCCUUGGUCCGCAUUGAGUGUGCCAUUUGACAAUGAAGUAGCUCUCCUUUGCAAAGUACUCUGGGUUUGUUAGAAACAAGAGGCCUUUGAUGAGGAUGGCUGGCUGAAUACAAGAUAAAUUUUUUAUUAAUGAUUUUUUUUUUUUAAAGUUGGGAGGAUCUCCUCAUGUGGACUCUGUUGCUUGCUGGCCUCAGCAGAUGAGGCAAUAAUAGGAUGAGGGAGUGCCAAGUUUGUGGAAGUCGCUCUAGCAAUCUGCAUGAUGUUUGAGACUGCAUAUCUCGCAUCUAUAGAUUGACUGUGAAUCCACUUACUUGAAGGGAGAUGUGCAUUGCAUGGAACAUUCUUUUCGACUGUCGAGAUCUUAUUUGAAUAGCCUAGAUUUUGGAUUUUGUGCUUUUCAAAUUGUCUUUUUUUUUUUUUUUAAGGUCAGAUGGAAAUCUGUGUUUAUUUUUAAUUCUAUUCCCUUCAAAAAAAUAAAAAUAAAAGAUCAUGACCAUCCAAAUCAGAUCUGACUGGUUUAUGCUAAAGAUGUACAGAGGAUCUAAAUUAUCUUUAGGUCGCUGCCAUGAGAUAGAUUGGUCAUCCUGUCUGAAUCAUCCUUUGCUGAAAAUUAUGUUUUUAUUAUAUCUAUAAUAGGCUUUUUCAAAUGCAAAUUUCCUUCUGUUAUGACUUACAGACACUGUUGAUUGAGACCUCUUAAUUAAUAAUAUUUUUAAAAACUUGAUAAAUGAUAGAGCGCAAUGACAUUAUAUAAUCCAUGUAGCUGAUCCCACCUAGUGGUAUAAAGUUUUUUGUUGUUGUUGUUGUUGUAUGACUGACAGAGGGGUUUAGGUUUGGCCUUUGAAACAUUUCAGAUGCAAACUGUUACAAGUUUGGCACCAUUUAUUGAGGAUUUCUUAUUGCAUCAGUGCAUCGCCAUCGUCAAUAUGAGCGUAUUUUGUAUGUACUCUUUUCAGGCACGGAUUUGUCCACUUUCCAACCAUACCUACUUUUUCCAGCCUUGCACCCUUUUCUUCAUCUGGUAUAAAAAUUUAGUCUUUAUGCCACCCCUUUCCUGACUUGUUGUAUAAAGUUUAUCAUCUUUAGAUUUUUUAAAGAACAAGAAAGCCUUAAUCUAUUAUAAAUUUAUAACGCAAAAAGUUCUCUCAUCUAAAUAUAACUGAAAAGCUUUGUUCUCUUCUCAUAUAUAUGUUUAUAAUGUUUUAUGUUUUUUUGAGCACAUGAGCAUAACCUUAACUAGUUGCUAAUCUAAUGAUAAAUAGGAGUUAUAUCCUUAAAAUUCCAAGCUCUUAUUAUUCAUCAGCAAAAUAGCUAAAAAUUUCUAUAUUCUAAACAAAGCAUGUUCAAAAUGAACCCUGAAGAAAAGGAUCACUUUAGAAGGCAUGAAACUUGAGGAAUGUUGGAGGCAGAACUUUUGCCAUGAGCAUUUGUGCAGGUGGCCCUGGUCUUCAUUUUAGGAUUAGAUGAUGUAAUUUUGAUGUCGUCCAACACAAGGUUGGUGCAUCCUACAACAUUGUCACACUCCAAUUUGACUGCUUCCUCAAAAGCUGAAGUUCCCCUGAAAUUCCUGUAUGUAAUGUCACUGAUUUUUAUAGCCUUUUUGUUGUCAGUUAGAGAAAUAUUGUAGUGUUGGGUAAUGAGCACUGGGUGCUGAACAUCUUCCAGUAUUAUGUCCUCAUAUGUGACCUUUCUAACAUAUCCAAAUCCACCCUGGUUUUGAACAGCGUAACAUAAUUGUAGUUAGUCAAAACAUGAUUGAAUGAGAAUGUUAAUAAUUUAAUUGUGACGUAAAAAUGGAUAAGACUAAUUAGACUAAAUAACAAAAUCAUAGAGAAAAAGAGAGAAACCAGAUUGCAAAUGGAAUAUAAAUGAUUGUUGGGUCUUUCUUCCUAGUACAUGUGUUAUCAACUCUCUUGUAAAGCUUUUUCGAAACUUAAUGUGCUUGUAGUUGGUUUUGAACAUGAUUAAGUUGAAUUUUUCUGGAAGUUAUUUUCUUCAGUUUCUCACUGAAAGUAUAUUUUUUAAUUUAGAACUUCCAAUUUAAAAACAACAGUUGAUUCACAUACACGGGAUCAUCUUAAAGUGUUUGGGGAUUAUUUUUGAAAGUUCUAGUUGAAACCUUGAUCUUAAUUGCUAACCGGUAUAAAGACACUCUAAUAUUAAUCUAAAUAUGACUUGUGAUUAUCUUUUUAUUACUAAAUCAUCAUUUGUUUUGGAUUUUGCAGUUCAAAAUCAUUUUAUUUUACUCUUUUGUGUGUUACCUCCCAAGUCUUGAUUCUGGCUCCACUUGAAGAUCUGGUGAAGGUGCAGUUUCUGACGUGGAUCUCUUCCACUGCACCAUAAGUUCCACCUGAUCCCAGGCUUCCAAUGCUAAACAUGUAUAUAUUCACCAGCACACAGGCCACAGAGACUUUUAUAGAUUAGUUAUUGAACACAUGUAAAUUUCUUGUAUGGUGUAUGUAUAAAUAUGUAUGUAUGUAUGUAUGUAUGGAUGGAUGGAUGUAUAUAUGAUUGAAAAAGUAGGAUUUUGAUGUGAGAUCACCUUAUGCCA
This is a messenger RNA of Prosopis cineraria, 6519 nucleotides long. RefSeq names its product putative pentatricopeptide repeat-containing protein At1g12700, mitochondrial. Gene Ontology annotation, molecular function: protein binding. The record is from RefSeq and is a predicted model, not a curated record. Lineage: Eukaryota; Viridiplantae; Streptophyta; Magnoliopsida; Fabales; Fabaceae. The transcript is spliced from 3 exons. Bases 495 to 2312 code for a protein of 605 amino acids.